GUUUAAACGUUUCUAGUUACCCAUUAUUGUCACCUAUUUCUAUUAAGAAGUCGUGUCUUAUCAUUUUACACACCUAUUAUCGUCUCAUAAGCUUAAUUAUUUCAAUUUUUAUUUUUAUUUUAAGUGUUUCAAAAUAUAGUAAGUGUUAAGGAGGGAAUACACGGCAGUAAAACCACCAACUACUGUUGCGUUGCACUUGUAUUCUUCCACACAAAAUGUAAAUUGAUUUAUAAUUUCCUGCCGACAAUCAUAUCAAUCGCGGUGUUAUAAAUGGUUAAUAAUUAUAUCCCACGCUCAACGGUGCUGAUUUUCAUAUAACAACAUGUCGACAAUGGAGAGCGAUGAUGACUAUUAUACUGUUUCGGAGUGUUUAAGUUCAAAAGUUUCUUCGUACGGCUCUUGCACGCCAGUCGCAUCUGAUCAAGAUGACGAAUACGAUAUGGAUACUGUCGUCCGAGAAGUAUUACAAACCAGACGAUUGAUGUUAUCGCCUGUUCGAGGAUGUGUGGAAACUAACGAAUCUAUUUACAGAGAAACACCAAUACAACGAACUGAAACGCCACAGCCUGAAUGUCGCGAUGUCUUGGAACUUAAAGUUCUGGAAUUAUGUCCAGAACUCACGUUGCUCGGAGAGACGAUGGAAGAGGCCAUGAGCUUGCAGGCCGAUCAUGAGACAGUGUUGGAAAAAAUACAGGAAAAGCAGAGUCCCGUCAACGAGUUGCUGAAGAAAGCCGACCAUCUGAUAGCCACGCAAAACACGCAACCCGAGGUGUACGCCGCCAUGGCCGAUUCGCUGGGGCUGGCCUGGAAAGACGUGAACGACGUGCUCCGGAAGAGGAGUUACCUGCUGCACCUGAACGUCGAGUACCACCGGCAAGCCGACGUGUGCAUGGAACGGAUCGGCACGCUAGAAACUCUCUGUCGCAGUUACCUGCCGACCGACGUCGAGUCGAUCAAAAACCAUUUGGAGCACAUCCAAGAGGUCCGUAAGUCCAUACUGGAGGCGCUCGUGGUCGCUUUGGGAAACGGCACGCAGCUGCUGGACGUUCUGAAGGAAUUGCAGACCAAAGGCACGCUGGAUUCGAGGCCGGCGUAUAAUUACAAUUCGGUUUCGCUUGCCAUUUCCCAAGUCGAACAUUGGCUGGAGAAACUUCACGAUAAACGCCAUUCAUUAGACAUCGACUGUCACGAACGCAAGACAAUGCUGGAAAAACGAUUGACGAUAUCUCUUCUAGUCACCGACCUUAAUUUACUCGAAAACAUACUAUCCGAACGUAGAAGUUCUCUGGACAGAACGAAAAAUUGCCUGGGAGAUUCGCAGUAUGAGUGUUCCAAGCUGACGGAAGUUAACGCUAACCUGAUGAUCGAGGCCAAAGACAUCAGAGAUCAGGCACUGAGGGUGGUGAAAGCCACCGAGCAAUUGGUGCUGACAAAAGGUUACAUGGAAGACGAUUACAAAUGCAAGGCGUAUAAACUAUUGGAGUUGGCUACGGAAUACUUGGAAGAGAUCACCAGGAGAGAACAUCUCCUAGACGCCGCUAUGAAAUUUUUCGAAUCGGCCGAGAAAGUACUUCGAGCAUGGGAAACGAUACUUCAACAUUCGUCGGAUGAAAAGUUGGCAACGAAAAACACAUACAUUACGGAGACGGUAAAGCGAACCGGCGCCUCAGUAAUUCAAGAAGGAAACUUAAUACUGAAAGACGUACCUGAAGCAGAGGGUGUAAAACGGGUUGUGGAAGAGUUGGAAAGAAAGAAACAAUUAAUAUUAUCAAUUGUUAUGAAAGACCAGGACAAAUAUUUAGAAUCAUCCGAAGCAAUCAACACGUUUUCCGAAAACUAUAACAAAAUAUUCUCGUGGCUUGUGAGUUCGGCUGAAUCGUUUUUACACGAACACAAUUCCAUGGGCAGAACACUUACGGAAGCUCGAGAGUUUUUAGUAUCCUAUAAAAGUCUACAAAGAGACCUUAGGACCCGAGGGAUCGAUAUCAACGCUUUGGUAAACUCGACUGGUUUGUCACCAUUGACGUACAUUGAUGCCGAGACAAGAGUAGAUCUAGAAGGAAAAUCUAUCGCUUUGAAAGAUCAUUGGACGUAUUUGGACAGAAUAGUAGAUUGGAGGAUACAGUUGGCAGAGCUGUACGUUAAAUUCUUUGCGUUGUACGAGAAUUUGAAUGUUGAAUUUUCGAAUUUGGAUUCGAUUGUCGGUGAUCACGCUGUUGACAUGCCUGAUCAAAAAUCAGAUUUCGCCCAUAAACAUUGGACCAGUAUUUUACAAUUAUAUGUGCAACUGAAAAAUACUGGAGAGAAAUUUUUACACCAAAGUUUAAAGUCGGAGGACGCUCAUCUGGAACUUGACGCGGCACGGGAGCGCGUGCGAUCGCUACUGGAUUCGUCCGCGGACAGGAAAACGAGAACGACUUCCGUCUGGGAGACUUGGCAGCGGGCGUCGGCCGAAAACAAAUUGGACCGGGUGCUUUGGUCGCAAACCAUGUGCGAGAGCAGCAAAACUGUAGACUGGGUUUCCAAAUUGGAAUCUCAAUUAUAUCCAGUCUUGAAAUCCGAACCAUCUUCAGUAGAUCGACAUAUUUCAGAAGUUAAGCAAAAAUUGAAUAACGUUUUACCAGAAGUUCAAAGAGCUCAAGAUGAAAUAGAAUCUAGAAUAAAAACAGCCGAAGAACUCAUUGGAAAAGGAAAUAUUCUAGGUGAUAACGUUUCAAUUCCUCCGAGGUUAAAAGAACUACACAACCGCCUUGUUGGAAUCACUACAGAGUAUCAUACACUGUUAGACAUGUUUUUGUCAUUUUUCAAUUCUUUACAAGAAUUUCAUGAUCGUGUCAAAGAAGCUGAACAAGGAAGGCCUUCUGAUAUCUUUAAUCUCAAGGUGGAUGAAGUUGAAGAGCUUUUGAAAAACCACAACAAAUCUAGACAAACAGUUUUGGACAGUUUUAAAAUUGUUUAUGCCGAAAAUAUUCGUCUAAUGGAUAAAAUCAAGCAACAAGAACCUCUAAAAUCCGGAGAACAAGACAUGUACGUUGUUCGUUAUUUAAUGGAAAACGAGAGAAACCGUUGGGAUCAAUCGUGCGAAUCAUACUGUCAAAAAAUCGAGCAGCAACAACAAUUAAGUCAGUUCGACAAUGACCUUAUUCAGAUCAACAAUAACCUGAACGAUCUUUCACAACAAUUAGCAUCCACACGAGGACAAUAUGGCGCAAAUUUAGCAUCUGCCAAGUCCGCUUCUCUUGCCUUUCAUUAUUUUGAAAAAACUAUAUUACUUUUAGAGCAGCGCAUUGAAACAUUCAUAAACGCAGCAAACUCAUUGAUGAACUUUGAUCAUACUAAGUCUGAACACAUCCGUGACGAAUUAAAUAAGCUGAAAACUAGAUGGGAUACGUUCCAAGCACAAGUGUUCGAGAGUCGUAACCAUAUCGAUCUUUGUGUACAAUAUUUUACAUUAAUAAAUGAAGCUCAAGAAUGGUUCCACGAAGGCAGUAUACUCUUAAUGAACAUUGCUCGAAAAUCUACCGAAGUGAAAACGAGCGAAGAAGCUACCAUACUUUUAAAAGAAAUCGAAAUAUUUCUGAAGCCCGGUGACAUAAAACAAGAAGAACGAUUGAAUCAAAUACACGAGCUCAGUGUUCAACUUUUUGGAGAGCAAGCCAUUGCUGAAGUACCCCAAGUGGUCACAGAAAAUAAAGAGCUUCUCGAUUCAUUUUCUUUGAUUGCGAAAGAACUCAAGUCGUUCGACGAUAAACUCAAAUCUAAAGAAAAUUACGAUGGUCAUAACGAAGUUAAUAAAAUAAUUACUAACACAUAUGAAGAAAUAAUGACAACCACCUCCAUGACUAAUGGUGUAUUAUCGAACGAAGAUAACGUUUCAUCACCGAAGAAAAUAAAAUUUGACGAAAUUGUGAAACCUAAACCUGUAAUUACUGUGCCACUAAAAGAUAACAUUGUUGACGAAGGAAAACAAUUCAAAUUCGAAUGCUGUAUUGAAGGCGAACCUUCAAAAGUAACCUGGUACAAAGAUAAUAUUUCAAUCGAUAAUAAUCCGGACUACCAGACAUCUAAAAUUGAUAAUCGUUAUAUAUUGACGAUCGAAGAAACAUUUGUUGAAGAUUCAGCUCAGUUUACAUGCAGAGCUGAAAACGAAUCAGGGUUCAAUGAGACGAGUGCAUAUUUGUCAAUUAAAGAAUGUGAACCUGAAAAUCAAAUUAGUCCGUCGGUAUUUACAAAAUUAUUAUCAGAUUUGGCAGUACAAGAAGGCGAGGCUAGUUCGUUGUCCUGUAAGGCGGAAGGAAAUCCCCUUCCGACGGUACAGUGGUACAAGGACGAUAUAUGUAUUGAUAAUAAUCCUCAAUAUCAAAUCACGUAUAAUAACGGUGAUGCGUUGUUAAACAUAGAACAUACCAGUACUUCUCUUGGUGGAAAAUAUACUUGUGUAGCAACUAACAGACUUGGUUCCGAUUCCACGUCUUCUAAAUUAUUUGUCAACGCUAUAAAAAAGCCUGAAAAUGGCCCAAAAUUUGUUACACUCUUGUCUAAUGUAAUGGCUAGAGCCGGUCAAAAGUUAAAAUUAGAAUGUGAAGUAGAAACGGAUGAGCCACCGACAUUGAUAUGGUUUCACAACGGGAAGAUUAUGAAAGAAAUAAAAGAUUUCAAGGUUUCCGAAAAUCGCGGGAAAAUCAACUUGAUUAUCCCAGAAGCGUAUCCUAAGGACGCGGGCACUUAUAGUUUAACAAUCAGAACGAAAAACGGCGAAGCGUCGAGCAGCUGCCAGGUGUCGGUGAAAGGUUUACUGCCCAAUGAGACGUCUGAUUCAGAGAUCGCAAGUGACUUGGAGCCGAUAAAACCGUCGAUACAGUUACCUUUAAAAGAUCAAACCGUCCUCGAGGGCGGCAGCGUUAAUUUAAAAUGCAUAAUCGUCGGACAACCCGAACCCGAGGUCAUUUGGUACCACGACGGGAGGCCCGUUAAAGAAUCAAAAGAUAUUCAACUUCUAUUUCAAGGAGAUCAGUGUUCAUUAGUUAUUAAAGAGACGUUUAUCGAUGAUGCGGGAGAAUACAAAGUGGUCGCUAUCAAUUCGGCGGGUGAAGCUAGUAGUACUUGCGUAUUGAACAUUGAAUUUAAACCAGUACCCGAAAUCGAUGAACUAGUGGUUUCGCCAAAGUUCACCAAGCUACUGUCGGACGUGUUAGUAAGAGAGGGUGAUUCUAUCGUGUUAGAGUGCAACGCCGAAGGGUGCCCGAAACCUAUUUUCAAAUGGAUUAGAAACACCGUGGAAAUCGAACCCGACCACAGGAUUACACUGAGUUCGGACGAAAGCGGCACGGCCACACUUCGCAUACAAAGCGCUCUGCCCGUUGAUAAAGGGCAGUAUACCGUAAGAGCCAUAAACAAAGCAGGGGAGGCCAAAUGUUUUUCACACGUCAUCGUGAAAGCUAUUUCGACUUUUGACGCGACAGCUGUGCCCGUCACGGACGAAAUUCAUUUCGAAGAGAAAUUGGAAAAACCGGUAUUCAUAGAGACGUUUUCGGAUGUGGAAGUGUUCGCGGGUGAAAGUGUCAAAUUCGAGUGCAUCGUUGUUGGUAAACCCGCUCCAAAGGUCCGAUGGUUUUUCAACGAGAAACCGGUGAGCGGAAAAUCGUUCCUGGUGUCCACCAGUGGCGAUCGUCAGGUACUCACCAUACCCGAAGCCGAUGUCGUACACAACGGAAGGAUCGAUUGCACUGCCGAAAACGAAGCGGGCAAAUGCAGCUGCGUGUCUUCGCUUAAAAUAAAAGAACGCGAAGUUGUACCGUUUACCAUGGCCAACAACAACGGAGGCGAUAAUAAUACAAGACGCACCGUUUCCGAAGUGUACGAGUCCAGUUCUAAAUUCGAGUCGAAACAGUCGAUGUUUGUGUCAUCGUCGUCGUCAAUCAACGGUAAUAGCGCUCCUAAGUUUAAAUUGGAUUCGUUCAGUUUGCAAUCGGAGAAACAGAGUAAACAAUUUGGAAACAACACUCCGGUGCAGUCCGAAUCGCUACGAACGGAAGAAUAUCAUAAUUUGGACGGGAAAAAAAGCCAACACGUAACCGAUUUGAGUUCCACAAACAUAUCCGAAGAGCAUCAGUCAUCAUUUUUCGAACGAGGCUUGCUCAACCAAGGGCUCGUUAAGGACGAUUCUCAAAAAUCGCUGACCGACAGAAAUAUCACAAAACAUAUCAGAAAGCAAAUGGCGCCGCGUUUUGUUUCAGCUCCGCAAGGGAAAAUGGCGGAGCAAGGGGAAGACGUAUAUUUGGAUGCCAUAAUAGACAGUUAUCCGCCGUCCGAUAUUACGUGGAGUAAAAACGGCAUUGAAUUAAUUUCCGACGGUUAUAAGUUCAACAUCGCCAACGAAGUCAAUAAAUCCCGUUUGGAUGUCAAACGUUUGACUGUAGAAGACGCAGGUCAGUACACGUGUAAGGCCACAAAUGCCGCUGGUGGUACAAGUUGUACGACCGAUAUUAUUGUCAGAAAAAACGUGUUUCCACCAGUCAUGUGCCGGAGACUGUUGCCGAAUACGGUCGCCGAGGGCGAGAGGGUUGUCUUAGAAAUCGAAGUUGCUGGAACCCCGGAACCCACAGUUAGCUGGUUUAAAAAUAACCAACCAUUAGUGUUUCCGUCGAGUGCGUAUCGAUUAAGACAACAAGGGAGUUGCAGUGCGAUUGUGAUUGAAAAAGUUACUAUGGAACACGCUGGAGAGUACAAAGUUGCGGCAAAAAAUGAAGGCGGGGAGGCAGUAAGCUGUGCCGACUUACGAGUGGUCCAGCCCUUGCCCGAUGUAGGACUAAAUAUGUUACCUACGUUCACUCCAAACGAUCACACAGAUAAAGUAAAUGUGGAUUAUUACAAAAGUAUUGUGCCGGGAUAUCAAUCGAAACAGAUGAAUAUUACAAGUAAAACGGAAGAGAAAUCACAUUUUUCCAAAUCUGUCUUUGUCAAAGAAUCAACUAAUAGCAGUAAAGACGUGAUUAUGACAGUUAAUCAUUCAGAAGAAAAUAAUUUCAAUUUAAACUCUAACAAUAUUAAUUCUAAUUACGAAACAAGUGAAAAACAGAUAUUAGUUCAAAAUGAAAACAUAGAAGAUAGUUCGAUAACAAAGAAGAGCGCUCUGCAGUUCUUUAAGAAUGUCAUAGAAGAUAAUAAAACCGAGAAAAAUGUUGAGAAAUCCAGUUAUUCAAACACUGCAUCUCCGACAGUUCCAUAUAAAAUAGAAAGUCCAGUUGAAAAGUUCAAAGACUCGAAAAACUUUUCAUCCGCAGAGACGUAUAAUGUUGAAGAAAACGUAUCGAAUAGCUCGUUUAAACAGUUAAAUGAGUCGGAAGUCAUUUUAGAACCUGGUCCCCCACCCACUUUUGACUACAUGCCAAGAGUACAGACGGUAAAAAAAGAUCAAAUGACCGAGCGGUUGAAAAGACUAUCGACUAAUCAAAAAUUAUUAUCACCCGAACAAAUUCCAUCGGGAGCUGUUAGAAUAUUUCCCGACAUGACUUCCGAAAUAAAACAAGAAGUAAUUGAAGAUACCUGCGUGAAGAAAGAAGUAAUAAAAUCAGGUUUGUCCGACAGCACAUCGAAACAAAAACAUUUAGUCACGUCGUAUGGAUCAUCGGCACACAGUGUACCGCACAGUGUACCGUAUAGUGCACCGCAUAGUGUACCGCAUAGUGCACAUCACGGUGAAACACAUGUUCCAUUGUUAAGACCGCAAGCUAACAUAGAAGUGCGACCAGGUUCCCCAAGACCGUCUGCAGAAGCAAUAUCCAUGGAAAAACUCUGGUCCAAAGCGCAUUCUCAACACGUGCAAAAAACUCCGGUAUCGCCAUCGCCUGUUCAGACUAAAACGUAUUCGUCGUCCGAAAGCCAAUCAUUUGUUUCCGAAACCAUAGAAAAAAAUGGUGAACUGAUAAAAAAUGAGAGCAGAGAAGAUAAACAAGGUAGUCUAAAAAUAGACGAUGGUGUUAAAAAAAUAUCUGAGUCGUUUGCUGAAAUAUCGGUUGGUCCGACUAGACACGUUGAACCACCUCGAUAUGAAAUCAAGCGGCCAAACUCGACUAAUGUUUUCGCCGCGGUCGCGUCUAAAAAUUUAUCCUCAGGCAGUGCAAAUCAAACGCAACAUUUUUCUGAAGAGUUGUCGCAAGUCAAAACAAGCUCAAUGUAUGAAAUACAGUCAAAUACAUCUGAGAGCUUAGAAAAAAAUAGUUUUUUGAUAAAACCCGAACGUAAGUUGAACGGUAAUCAAAUUUUAGACAAAAAUGUCCAAAAAACGGCUCAAAUCUUACCAGAGUGCCCGAUAGGCUUAAUAAAACACGUAGAACCUCCAAAAAGUUCAAAAAUUUUGUCUAAUAAUUUCACUCGGUCACACAUCGAUGACGCUGCCAAAGAGAAACAGUGGAGAUCACAAUCGCCAGUCGUUUUAAAAUCAUCACCGCAAAUUAAAACGUACUCGUCGUUCGAAGCUCAUUCAAGCUUUUCAAAAAGUUUGGAAAAAGACGGAGUAUUGGUGGCAUCUGAACACAAGGAAGAAGGCGGUCGAGUGAUAGACGACGGUAAUCAAAAAGUAUACGAUACAUUUUCAGAAUGCUCAAAACUACCAACGAAGAUCGCAGAUCUUUCGAAAAAUACUAAUAAGUCGAAUUCUAUAAAAACCAUGCAAAAAAUGUUCGAGCAAACUGGAUCGUCAUCGUCAACUGUGCCCAACGUAGCUUCACACGCGAGACCUUAUAGCAGAAUGAAAUCUCGAGCGAGCGACAGUGACUUUGAAAGCGAGGCGGAAUUAUCGAAGUACAACGUGGAACAAAAAGUGUCGGAAAGUUUCAGUAGUUUCGAAACGAAAGUGUACUCUUCUAAAACUCAGCUACAAGAAGUAAAAAGUACUUCGAUGAUAAUGCAAAGUCCGGUCAAGGAAAGCGGCUACGCAGCAGACACGGACGAGCCAAGAGGCUUUCAGAAUGACGCGAUUGCAAAUAAUAAUCAAACAUUUAAUUCCAAGAGAAACUUGGGAUCACAGAGCUCCUUAAUUAAGAAGGUCGAUGCGUUUGAAAACGAUCGUCGACAAUACCGUCAAAACGGGCAGUGGAUGAACCAGAAUAACAUACAACAGCAACAGCAACAGUAUCAGCAACAGCAAAACUAUAGGAGUAACCAAAUUCGUAGUCCUCUGAAGUUCGUGAAAGGAGAGUUCCGCGAGAGCGACUACGAGAGCGACUACGAGUGCAGGAUUCAGCCGAUCUGGCGUCCCUACGACUCGGAGUCCGAAGAACCCGUUUAUAAGCCUGUUCGACCCGGAUUCAGGACACCCGGAAAACAGCAAGCGAACGUCGUGCAACGACAUGCACCCACUCAAUCGAGACCCGUGACGGUCAGUGGGCCAACGAUGGCGGCGGCAGCUCCGUUUGAGCUGAAGCCCGGCUCGCCUCCCCAGAUCGGUUUCGCGCCCUCGCCGGACACGCACCGGUCUGUAAGUUUCGUGGAGUCCGAAAAGACCACGGACAGCGUGCAAAGAACUACGCAUUUCUUAUCGUCCGGCGUCGGUGGUGGUGGUCAGACGGACCAAGGGACACUGGAGCGCAGGGCCGAGGCGAAGCGUUUGCAGCGAGUCGACGAGAUGAGAAAGAGAUUCGAGCAAAGACCGCAGCUGGUCCCUGCGGAAUCGGACUUUUCGGUCCAAACGGCCUCUUCGCAGUUCUCGGCGCAAGGUACUAACCAAACCGAUAAAUCCCAAAUCGGGAUCCCGUAUUUCAAACAUGAUUUCGGUUAUGAAUUCGGUGUAGCGUAUCCCGUGAAAACGACUUUCCACGAUAAAACGGCGAACCCGGCGGAUAGCGUUAGCAUACCAGUGACGCACGAGUUUUCCAAACCCGCGGUUCAUCAGGCAUUCGAAGUGUCUGAGUAUAACACUUGCCGGGAACAUUAUAAGAAUACUGCAGAUGGCUCCGUUGUUAGCCCCGUUUACCAAAAAGAAUUGAAUGCCGUCGAACACUCAGAUUCUCCACUUAGUACACCGUUCUUCGUCACCCCGUUAAAAGACAUAGCCGUAGUGAGCGGCAAGACCGCCAGAUUCGAGUGCAUAGCGGAAGGCGAACCCAUCAGCGACGUGACGUGGUCGUGCGACGGCCGCGUACUGGACGACUCGGACUGCUACCGGAUCCAGUACAGGAACGGCGUGUGCAGACUGACCAUACCCAGGGCGUAUAAGUUUAACGCCGGCUCGUACGUGUGCACGGUGUCCAACCACCUGGGCUCCAGUAGCACUUCGGCCAAUCUCCAUGUGUCAGAUGACGAAUCGAUGACAAUUAACCCUUACGCAGGAUAUCCGGUCAACGAUGUUAUAGUGGAGUAUAGUCCUAGCGAAUACUAUAUUCACGAAGGCUUCGUCGUACAACAGUCCAUUCCGAGAUUCGGAAAUGACGCUGCUCCGCCAGUUUUCGAACAGAUAUUCAAAAACGCCAGAUUCGCCCAAGGUGGAAAUGCCGUUUUUGAAGGAAAGGUCACAGGUAUUCCAAAACCUUUCGUUUCGUGGACCAGGAAAGGUGCUCCAUUACUGGAGUCGAACAAAUACAAGAUGACGUACGAUCAACAAACAGGGAAUGUUGUUCUUACGAUCAAUCAAAUCGGUCCAGGAGACGAAGGCGAAUAUACUUGUUCGGCACGUAAUCAGUACGGCGAAGCUAUUUGUUCGGUUUUCAUUCAACCAGAAGGUCAUACCGUUCAAAUACCGCAAGGCACGUAUGGUUCGCAGCGAGUACAACAAACACAGAACACUCUGUACACAAAUAAUUAUUCUAACAUCGAAGAGGACUUUAAAGUCGAUACUUUUGAAUACCGUUUACUCCGCGAAGUAUCCUUCAGGCAGUCCGUCACCAAAAGAUACUUAGGUGAAGAGGAUGUCAAGUUCACUAGCAGCGCGCAUCAAGGUCCUGUCGUGGCACCUCAAGUGCUCCAGAAACCACGCAACUCAAAGUUAGUGGAAGGAUCGAACGCGACAUUUAAUGUAAAAGUGUCAACAGCUAAGGAUACCAGGUUGACUUGGUUCAAGAACGGUCAAAGACUUGUAAACGGACCAAAGCACCAGAUUAAUUUCACAAACCAGGUCGCCACACUUCAUAUACCGCAAGUUCGUUGCGAGGAUUCCGGACAUUACACUCUGCUCGUGGAAAAUCCACAAGGUUGUGUUGUUUCGUCUGCAUUCCUUGCCGUCGAACAAUCACCAAUAGCGUACGACAGGACAGAAGAUAAAGAAAAUGUUAUCACUAAGACUCACAAUAAACUCGAAUCGAUAGAAGUUGUCGAAGGCAAAAUGUUAGCGCCAAACUUUGUGCGUGUUUGUGGCGACCGCGACGUGAUCGAAGGGAAAAUGACUCGUUUUGAUGUUCGUGUUACCGGCAAACCGUACCCAGAAGUAUCUUGGUACAUCAAUGGUCAACAAAUCAAGGACGACUUCUCGCAUAAGAUAUUGGUCAACGAAUCCGGUGACCACGGUUUGAUGAUAACUAACGUAUCGCAAGCGGACGCGGGUCAGGUGGUCUGUGUCGCUAGAAGUAAAUCUGGAGAAACUUCUUUCCAAUGCAAUUUGGGUGUAAUAGAAAAAGAACUAGUAGUUUCUCCGAAAUUCGUACAACGCUUCACGCCUUUAAACGUGAACGAAGGAGAAACCGUUACGUUGAGCGUUAGGGCCGUAGGAACUCCAAUACCGAGAAUCACAUGGCAAAAAGACGGUGUAAAUGUAAGCGAACAACCGGGAAUGGUAUCCGUGUGGACCGAAGGAGGUGGUUCGGUAUUAGAAAUCGCGCGGGUUUCGCCGACGGAUGCUGGUUGGUACCAAUGUACUGCUCAAAAUACGGCUGGCUCAACAGCCACCAGAGCUCGCCUGAAUGUUAUACGCAAACCACGUCCAGAAGACUUUGCCGAAGACCGACGUCUCAGGCUGCCAAAACCGACCAGAGUUAUCGAACCAGAGCCUGAGCCAGAGCCAGAAGUAGUAUUCUUAAAGCACGUCGAAAGAGCGAAAUAUAAGACUCCUCGAUCGGAAGAAGAAAAAAUUUAUCCGCCGCCACGAUUCAUUGUUCCUCUGAAGAACAUUUCUCAACAAGAAGACGGCCGGAUUCACUUUGAGGCCAGAAUCGAACCUAUUGGAGAUCCAACAAUGAUAUCCGAAUGGUUUGUAAAUGGAUACCCGUUACAAGCAAGUUCUAGAGCUAUGACUUUGUUGAACUACGGAUUUAUAGCGUUAGAUUUGUUGAGCAUUCUGCCAUCAGAUGCUGGGGAAUACACAUGCCGAGUUACUAGCAGCUCGGGAACUGCUCAAUCUUCAGCAAUCCUCACUGUCGAAGGUAAAGAUGAAAUUGACAAAUCAAGUCAAUAUCCAGAUAGUUUGAAAUAUAUUGAAAAACUGGAAGACUAUUCUAAAUAUCAACGUAGUGACAGUUAUGACGAAGUUCAACCAUUACCACCCACUUUUGUCAGAACUCUACAUGAUAUGGGUGAUUUACAAGAAGGUAGAAAUGCCCAUUUUGAAGCCCAGCUCAAUCCUGUCAGUGAUCCAACGAUGAAAGUAGAAUGGUACAAGGAUGGAAAACCAAUUACAGCAAGUUCUAGGAUUACAACAAUUUUCAAUUUUGGAUAUGUUUCAUUAAAUAUCAUGCAUCUUCGUACAGAGGACAGCGGUGAAUAUACUUUACGAGCAAUCAAUCGAUGGGGAGAAAUUAUUAGCACGUCUACAUUAAAUGUUAUCGCUUUUAACAGUAUAACAGGUGAUUUAGGCUACCCAGAACAGCAAAGGUAUAUUGAACAAACGGAAGCGUUAGAACAGUCUUAUCAACAAAAUAAGAACCAGGAAUACAAAAUUAGUGCCCCUGAAAGUAUCGCACCACCGCAAUUCAAAACGCCAAUUAAGGACCAACAUAACAUUAAAGAAGGUGGAUUUGCUCAUUUUGAAGCAAGGUUAGAACCAUUAGGCGACUCAACCCUUCAAGUAGAAUGGUUAAAGGACGGUAAACCAGUUGAAGCUAGUUCAAGAAUGACUGUCUUCUUUAAUUUUGGUUACGUUGCGUUGACAAUUAAGUAUGUUACUGCCUUUGAUAUCGGAACGUACACUUGCAGAGCUUUCAACAAUUUAGGAGAUGCUUCGACAUCCGCCACAUUAACUGUUCUCACUAGAAAAGACGUAGUACAAGAUAGCCAACACCCAGGUGGUCUUGAAAAAUUCCAAUAUUUGGAAGAUUCGAGAAAAAAUAAGCGUAAGGCAGAAGAAGAAACUGUUGUCACGCAGAAACCUAGAUUCCUUGGACCAUUAAAAGGAACAAAUAAAAUUGCCGAAGGUCAAAGGGCUCAUUUUGAAGUACGAGUAGAACCUCAGAAUGAUGUGACAAUGAAGAUUGAAUGGUAUUUCAACGGACGAGUAUUAAUGAGCGCUAACAGAAUUCAAACUUACCACGAUUUCGGCUAUGUGGCUUUAGAUAUUAUCGGUGUAAGGGCUGAAGACAGUGGAACUUAUGUUGUUGUAGCAAGGAAUGCCUUAGGAGAGGCACAAUUGUCAGCUACGAUGCAAGUUGAAGUUCGCGCAAGUAUCGAUACGUCUACCAUGCACCGCGGAGUAGUCGAAAAGGCCCCGUAUCUUGAAUCUAAAAAAUUCAUUGAGCCCCAAUAUGAUAUCGAAGAGAUUUCCAAGUCAAAACCCAUAUUUACACAACCGUUAAGUGACCCAGCACCGGUAAACGAGGGUAAGAAUAUACACUUGGAAUGUCGUCUUGAGCCUAUGGGUGAUCCUACAAUGAGAGUCGAAUGGUUCCAAAAUGGAAAACCCGUUACCGUUGGUUCGAGGUUCCGUACAUACUAUGACUUUGGAUACGUCGCUUUGGAUAUCAUACACGUGACGUCCAUUGAUUCCGGUGAAUACACAGUUAGAGCAACGAACCAUUUAGGAUCAGCUCAUACAUCAGCCUGUGUCAACAUAAUAUGUCGAUCGGGCAUUCUAACCGAAAGUCAAAAUGAAUACGCGUUGGAGCAGAUACAAAUGUUAGAAGACGCUUCGAGAUAUCAAAAAAUGACUAUUGACGAAGAAAGUAUCAUGCAAGCACCUCAGUUCACAAAACCAUUGCACAAUAUUCAAACGUCGGAAGGUACAAACGUACAUCUGGAAUGCAGGUUGAAACCAGUCGGAGAUUGGACUAUGAAAAUAGAUUGGCUUGUAAACGGACAUCCGGUGAAAACAGGCCAUAGAUUCCGUCCAGCCUAUGAUUUCGAUUAUGUAGCAUUGGACUUGUUGAGUGUGUAUCCGGAAGACUCCGGUGUGUACACGUGUCAAGCUAGAAACGAAAUGGGCGAAGCCGUUACUUCCAGUUCAGUUAAAGUGAUAGCUAAAAAAGAUUUAAUAUUGGACUCUCAACAUCCACAUGGCUUAGAAAAAAUACAGUACCUAGAGGAUUCGGCUAGGUACAAGAAAGCUGAAAUGAUUGAAGAAGUCGUGAAAAUAAAACCUCGUUUUUUGACUAAGCCAAAGAACGUGGAGAAUUUGAAAGAAGGACAACACGCUCACUUUGAAUGCAAAUUAGAACCAGUUACUGAUUCAAAUCUACAAGUCGAAUGGUUUAAAAACGGAAAACCAAUUAUAAUCGGUCAUCGCUUUAGGCCUAUCCACGAUUUUGGAUAUGUAGCUUUAGACAUCAUAGACGUCAUCGAAGAAGACACUGGAACUUAUACGUGCCGUGCUGUUAACUUACUCGGUGUUGACGAAACUAAUUGCCACCUUACUUGCAGAAGUUCGUCGGCUAUCAUAACAGAAACUCAAAAUGAAAUGGGUCUUGAACAAAUUCAGUAUCUUGAAGAAAAAACAAGAUACAACCGAAGAGAAGACGUGGAGGAAACUACCACGCAGGCCCCGAUUUUCACUACUUCAUUGAAACAUUGCGAUAUCAAAGAAGGACAACGCGCUCAUUUUGAAUGUAGAUUAAUACCCGUAUCGGAUAAUACAAUGAAAGUCGAAUGGUUCCAUAAUAAUGUUCCAAUUAAAUUUGGAUCUCGAUUCACUGAAACCAAUAACUUCGGAUUCGUUGCAUUAGACAUUCUUCAAUGUUUGCCUGAAGAUUCUGGUACAUACACUUGUCGGGCUACUAAUUGGUUAGGACAAUCUAUUACAUCUGGAAAUCUAAACGUUCACUCGAGAAAAUCAAUUUAUUUGGAAUCUCAACAUGAAGACGCAUUAGGCCGGUUAGCUCAGCUUGAAAACACAAACCGUUAUCAACGUCAGUCAAUUAUUGAGGAUACUGUGACUCAAGCUCCAGUUUUUACACAACCAAUGAGAGAUAUUACAACGAUUGAAAGUCAAGCAGCUCACUUUGAAGCUCGAUUGAUUCCAGUUGGUGAUGAUAAAUUAAAAGUGGAAUGGUUACGGAAUGGAAUUCCUAUUCAAGCAUCUAACCGUGUGUCAACAAUGCAUGACUUUGGUUACGUUGCUCUGAAUCUUAAAUAUGUCUAUCCUGAGGAUUCCGGUACUUACACAUGCAGAGCAAUUAAUGAAUUAGGACAAGCAGUUACAUCAGCUACACUUAACGUGCAAUCUAAAGCUUCUUUGCAAUUGGAAAGUCAACAUGAAGCUGCAUUAGAAAAGUUAAGACAGCUUGAAGAUUCUAGUAGAUACAAAAGAGUAGAAGAAAAAGAAGUGGAAGUCACUGAAGCACCAAAGUUUAUUGUUCCAUUAAAUGGAACUGAAAAUCUAAUUGAAGGUCAAAGUGCCCAUUAUGAAUGUCGUAUAGAGCCUUAUCCUGACCACACGUUAAAAUUAGAAUGGUUACACAAUGGUAAACCAUUACAGACAGGACAUAGAUUUAGAACAACUUACGAUUUUGGUUUCGCAUCGCUCGACGUAUUAUCUGCUUUGCCAGAAGAUUCUGGAGAGUACACUUGUAGAGCAAUUAAUAAACUUGGUAGAGCUGAGUCUUCCGUUAAGUUAGGAGUUCAAUCACGAGCAUCGAUUAUUAGUGAAACUCAACAUCAAGGAGCAUUGAAUAAAAUACAGUACUUAGAAGACGACUCUAGGUUUAAGCGAGCACAAGCUGAAGAUAUUCUCGUGACAGAGAAACCCCAAUUCGGACGACCUUUAAAAAAUGUAGAACACCUACCAGAGGGUCGCAGUGUCCAUCUUGAAGCUACAUUAAUCCCAGUAAACGAUCCGACGAUGAAAGUAGAAUGGUAUAGAAAUGGAGUACCAAUUCCUCAGGGUCACAGGUUUAAGACCACGUACGACUUUGGAUUCGUCGCUUUGGAUGUGCUUUAUGCUUAUCCUGAAGAUUCAGGUACAUACAUGUGCAAAGCUAAAAAUGCAGCCGGAGAAGCAGUCACAACAUGCAUAGUAACAGUUGAUUCAAAAUCCGGUCUACAAUUGGACACAUUGGACGAAGAUAGAUUGAAAAAGAUUAAAGAACUUGAAGCGUAUGAAAGACCUAUGGCUAGAGAAGCUGAGGCUGAAAUUCAAAAACCAGUUUUCCUUACACCACUUAAUAGUCUUGAGUCAGUGAAAGAAGGAGAGCACGCUCAUUUAGAAACCCGAAUUGAGCCAAUAAAUGACGCAGAUUUGAAAAUUGAAUGGUUCGUCAACGGAGUAGCAAUUAAAACGGGUCAUCGUUUUAAGACUACACAUGAUUUUGGAUACGUUGCUCUGGAUAUUCUAUACGCUUACGCUGAAGAUUCCGGCACAUACAUGUGCAAAGCAACUAACAAAAAGGGAGAAGCAGUAAAUACUUGUCAAAUUAACGUUGCAUCUCGUAGAAGUAUCUAUUUGGAAACUCAACAUCCUGAUGGUUUGGAGAAAAUUAGAGUACUUGAAUCGCAAGGCCGUCCGGCGAAACUUGAAAUUGACGAGCCUACACCAACAGCUCCAACAUUGACGGAACUUUGGGGCACUACUGAGGUAGCUGAAGGAAAAACAGCCCACUUUGAGUGCCAAGUAAAACCCGUGCACGAUUCUAAAUUGAAAGUUGAGUUCUUCCACAACGACAAACCACUUGGAUCUGCUUCUCGUUUCCAUACAACAUAUGAUUUUGGUUAUAUAUCCUUAGACAUUGGCCAUGUUGUUCCCGAAGACGCUGGAAAAUAUACUGUUAAAGCUACUAACGACUUGGGUCAAGCUACUUCGAGUAUUAAUUUAAUGGUUCAAGGAGCUGGAAGUAUCAUUCUUGAUUCUCAAAGACCCGAAGGGUUAGAAAAAAUAAAAGAACUAGAAAUGGCUGUACCUUUCAAACGUGCAGACUAUGCAGAACCCAUAUCAAAACAAAGACCAAUGUUCACGCAACCAUUACAAAAUGUGGAUAGUAUUAAUGAGGGCCAAACAGCUCAUUUUGAAUGCCGUCUCAUACCUAUUGGUGAUUCGUCGAUGACAGUUGAAUGGUUUAGAAAUGAAAAACCACUAGAAACAAGUUCGAGGAUCACAAAAACAUACGAUUUUGGAUAUAUUUCUCUAGAUAUUUCUCAUGUUAGAGAUGAAGAUAAUGGUGUGUACAGUUGCAAAGCUACAAACGUUCUCGGAGAAGCGGUAACAACAGCUUCUAUGAAAGUUAGAACAAAAUCUGAUAUUCAGUUAGAGAGUCAACAUCCAGAAGGUCUCAAAAAAAUAGUCGAAUUAGAACGUGGUCAUGAACCGUUAAAGAGAGAAGAAGUAGAAAGAUUAUUUGAGAAGCCAAUUUUCACACAACUUCUCACAGGCCCUUCAGAACUAAUUGAAGGUCAACAUGCUCAUUUUGAAUGUAGAGUUGUACCAGUAGGUGACCCAACAUUGCGUUUUGAGUGGUAUGUUAACGGAGUUGAAUUGAAAAUGGGCUCAAGGUUCCACGUAACCAAUGAUUUCGGUUUUGUAACUUUGGAUAUCAGCUCUACUGUCGCAGAAGAUUCUGGUGUUUAUACAUGCAAAGCAAUUAAUAGAGCUGGAGAAGCUGUUUCUUCUACUUCAAUGAAAAUAAAGCACCGUUCAUCAAUUGUUCACGAACCAUUACAACCUGACGCUUGGGAAAAAAUUCAGCUCAAAGAAGCCGAGAUGAAUAGAGUUCCUGAAAUGUUCAUCGACACAAGACCACAACAAGCACCAGUUUUUACUUCUCAUUUACAAAAUCAAGAUAAUUUAUCUGAAGGUCAGCAUGUCCAUUUGGAAGCUCAAGUAGAACCCAGAGCAGAUCCAAAUCUUCGAAUAGAAUGGUUCAAAAAUGGAAUCUCGUUAACCACUGGUUCGAGAAUUCGUAGUACAUUUGAUUUUGGUUUGGUAACACUUGCAAUAAACAGUUUGAGACCUGAUGAUUCAGCCAUUUAUACUUGUAAAGCUACGAAUCUUUUGGGUGAAGCUGUUUCAACUUGUACGCUCAAAAUAUCGGAUAGCCAUUGGUUAUUAAGCAAUACUUUACAUCCUGAAUCCCUUUCCAAAAUUGAAGACUUAGAAAAACCACAUGCCGGACAAGUAGAAGGCCCAGAACCUAUUUUUGAAAGUCCCGUAUUUAUAUCCCAUCUUAAUAAUUGGGAGUGUAAAGAAGGAAGUGACGUUCAUUUUGAAUGUCAAGUAGAACCUUCGAAAGAUCCAACGUUGAAAAUUGAUUGGUUUGUAAAUGGAAAACCACUUCAUAGCGCUUCGAGAUUCAAGUCCGCAUAUGAUUUUGGAUUUGUCACACUAGAUUUACAUCACGCAUAUUCAGAAGAUUCUGGAAUAUAUACAUGUAGAGCCAGCAAUAGCAAAGGACAGGCGGUAACAACUGGAACGCUAAAAUGUACAGGACUCCAAGGCAUACAUUUAGACACACAACAUCCACAAGGCAAAACUGGAUUAGAACAAGUACAAAAAGUUGAAGAUAAUCUCGCUUCUAAGUAUCAACGUCAGACGUCUUUGCCUGAAGCUUCUUUCCCAAAACCAAUCUUUGUUGUUCCUUUGGAACCAGAGUUUAUACUAGCUGAAAGUAAACCAUUGCACUUGGAGGCACAGGUUGAACCUAAGAACGACCCUAAUUUAAAAAUUGAUUGGUACUUCAACGGAAAAGUGCUUGAUUUAGGUUCUCGCUUCAAAACAAAUAAUGAUUUUGGUUAUAUUACAUUGGAUUUAUCUGAUGUGUAUGAAAGAGAUCAAGGAGUAUACACUUGUAAGGCCUAUAACCAUUCUGGAGAAACCUAUACAUCGACAACGGUGUAUUGCAGCAGCAACAAAAGUUUAGUCGAACAUACUCAACAUCCUAAGGGGGAAGAAGGCUUGGAAAAAAUUCAAAGCUUAGAAGAAUCUUUACAAAAACAAAAACAAGGGGUAACCGAUCAGGAGACUGGACAUGCGCCCGUUUUUACAUCACAAUUCAAAGACCUUGGAUUCUUAAGCGAAGGCGAGAUUGCUCAUUAUGAAGCUUCUUUAACUCCUGUUGGUGAUCAGAAAAUGAUUGUAGAGUGGUUCUACAAUGGAAAAGUCAUUGAAGCUAGUCACCGGAUCCGUACAAUCUAUGCUUUUGGAAUGGUGGUGCUCGAAAUCCUUGGUACUAAAAUAUCUGAUACUGGAACUUACACGUGUAAAGCAACUAACGAUUAUGGGUCUGCGGAAUCCAGUGUCACCCUAGAAUGUAUAGAAAGAAUAAGUGGUCAAAAACCAAAGUUCACUUCUCAAAUUCAGAGCCUCGUUGGCCUAAAAGACGGAGACUCUGCGCAUUUCGAAUGUACAUUAAUACCAGUAAACGAUCCCGAUCUAAAGGUAGAAUGGUUCCAUAAUGGUAAACCAUUACUACAUAAGAAUCGCGUUAAAAUGAUAAGCGAUUUUGGCUUUGUCGUUAUGGAUAUAGCUUAUAUACAAAAUCAUGAUUCUGGAGAAUACGUGUGUAAAGCAAGCAACAAGUAUGGUGAGGAUAUAACUAAGGCUUCUAUUCAAUAUUCGGGAAAAGGAGGAGUUUAUUUAGAUUCGUUACAGCCUACUUCUUUGGCUAGAAUCCGUGAAUUAGAAAACGCUACAGGACAAAACGUUGGAGUUCUUUCAAGUCCAGUGUUAGAAGCUCCCAAAUUUACUAGUCAACUGAUGGACAUAACAAAUUUGAAAGAAGGCCAAAGUGCUCACUUUGAAGCUCACGUAACACCGGUGAACGAUCCAAAUCUUGUUGUUGAAUGGUAUUUCAACGGUCAAAAACUACAGCACGGUCAUCGUUUUAGAACUUUCCACGAUUUUGGCAUAGUAAUAUUGGAUAUUCUAUAUUGUUAUGAGGAAAAUUCGGGUGUUUACGAAUGCAGAGCGUUUAAUAAAGCUGGAACUGAUACCACGAAAGCAACUCUUCGUUGUACUUCCAAAACCAAUUUGAUUUUAGAUUCUCAACUUCCCCGAGGAAUGGAAGGAGGAUUAGAAAAAAUACAAACUCUUGAAGAUUUAACGAUGAGAGUUCGAGAUGAAAAAGUAUCCGUGGAAAAUCGCCAAGCUCCAAUAUUCACAGAACCUUUAUCGAACAUUGACAGUCUACGAGAAGGUGAAAGUGCUCAUUUUGAAGGCCGCUUGACACCUAUUGAUGAUCCCAACUUAAAGGUGGAAUGGUUUUGGAACGGAAAACCGUUAAAAGCUGGUUCUAGGUUCCGAACUUUUUGUGAGUUCGGAUUUGUUAUAUUGGAAAUAUCCCCUGUUUAUCCGGAAGAUUCUGGCGAAUAUUCGUGCCGAGCAUCCAACCAUUAUGGUGAAGCUGUAACUACGGCCAGUAUGAAAGUCCAAGGAAAGAGAAGCAUAAUUAUAGAAUCUCAGCUCCCGAAAGGCAUGGAAAGUACGAUUGACAAAAUUGCAGAACUUGAAGGUCUCGGUCAAUCAAGGGCAACUAUUGAAACUGAAGACGAAUUGGGAAAAGCACCAGAGUUUAUUACGACUCCAGCAGAUCUUAGUUUGUCAGAAAAUUCAUUGGCUCAUUUUGAAUGCAGACUUAUACCAUCGAAUGAUGCGAGCAUGGUAGUAACUUGGUUCCACAAUGGCAAAGUAUUAUCGGCCGGAUCACGCAUAAAAACUAUCAAUGAUUUUGGAUUUGUUAUUCUUGAAGUUGCUGGGGUUUAUAUUAGAGAUUCCGGUCUAUACACUUGCAAGGCUACUAAUAAACACGGAGAAGCAACAGUUACUUGUAAAUUACAAGUGAAGGGCCGACAAGGUAUAGUUUUAGAACCUCAGUUACCCAACAAAUUCAGAACAGGUACAGAAAGUAUUCAAAAGCUCGAAGAGAAUAUGUACAAAAAGGAAGAAAUAUUACCCGAUGAUGAAAAACCAAAUCCUCCUAAAUUCACUGUUGAAUUAAAAGAUGCAUUGGAUGUUCAAGAAGCCAAAUCAGUUCAUUUUGAAUGUAGAGUGGAACCUGUCAAUGAUCCAACAUUACGAAUCGAUUGGUUUUUCAAUGGUAAACCAUUCGCUACUGGUUCACGUGUACAUGUGAUAAACGACUUUGGAUUUAUCUCUUUGGAUAUGGAUUACGUUUACUCUCGAGAUUCUGGAGAAUAUAUAUGCAGAGCAACGAACAAAUGGGGCACAGCCUUUACAAAAGCAAAAUUGACAUGCACUGCCAAACAAAACGUUAUUUUGGAAUCACAGCUGCCGGAAGGGAUGAGUGGAGAAAAAUUAAAAGCGUUAGAACAAGGACCAAUUCAAGAAAAAGAAAUUAAAGACGAAAUUGAAGCAAUACCUCCCCGAUUUUUGUCUCAGAUUGAAUCAGCAACAGUGGAAGAAGCUAGUUCAGUACACUUUGAAACUAGAGUUGAGCCUAAAAAUGAUCCGAAACUAAGAGUCGAGUGGUAUAGAAAUGGAAAAUUAUUACCUUCGGGACAUAGAUACAAGGCUUUAUUCGAUUUGGGUUUCGUAUCCUUAGACAUAUUGUCAAUGUACGCCGAAGACUCGGGUGAAUACAUCUGUAGGGCUGUUAAUAAUCAUGGUGAAGCGAUUACUAAAGCUAUGGUUACCUGUAAACAACUUCCAACAAUUUUACUCCAAAACCAAGUACCGAAAGGUAUGAAGAAGUCAGAAGCAUUAACUCAAAUGGAAGCAGCUAUUAAAAAAUAUACAUCUGAGAUUCAUUUAACCGAAGAUGACUUGUAUGAACCCGAAAAGAAUCAACCACCAAGAUUUGUUACUCAAAUUCAAGAUCAAUUAACAUUGGUUGAAAUGGAAUCCACCAAAUUCGAGUGUCAAUUAGCUCCUGUUGGUGAUCCAAAUAUGAAAGUCGAAUGGUUCUUAAAUGGCAAACCUUUAAGACAUAAGAAUCGAUUCAAUCCCAUUUAUGACUUUGGAUAUGUCGCCAUGAAUUUCGGUUGGAUUUAUCCAGAAGAUAGCGGCGUUUAUGUUUGUAGAGCUACCAACUUGUAUGGUCAAGACGAAACAAGAGCGACUAUCAAAACAUCUGGUAAACCGGGUAUCAUUUAUGACUCUCAACUUCCUAAGGGAAUGAAGAGUAUUGAAAAAAUAAGAGAAAUGGAAGCAUCGUGGCAAGUAACACCUGAAAUGAAAGAAGAAGAAGAAGCGCGCAGAGAACCACCUCAGUUUGUAAGCAAACCGGAACCUGUCACUGUGUGUGAAGGAGAAUGGGCUAGGUUCUGUUGUAGAGUCACCGGUUUCCCGAGACCCAGGGUAAUGUGGUUGGUCAAUGGAAACACUGUAGUCAACGGAAUGAGGUACAAAUUGAAUUACGACGGAAUGUGGCAUCUUGAUAUACCGAAAACGAGGCAGUAUGAUCACGGCAAAGUAGAAGUUAUCGCUAGAAAUGUGUGUGGAGAAUCUCGCGUGGAAACAAUGCUGAUAGUGAAUUCAAGGCAUGACGAUUAUAGAGGAGUUUUAAAGAACUCGCCGAGACCGUGGUACGACAGUGAUUUGGUACAAUAUCAAAGGGAUCUUCAAGAGAAUGAACUUGAAAAGGUGUUCACGGAAAGAGCGACAACUACCCAGCAACCUGAUUAUAGUGGUAUGGUUAUAUCAGCAGUCGGUGAACAUAUGAAACAAAAACAAGUAACUAAAGAAAAACCAGAAUGGACCGAAACUGUUCGACAAAAGAAAAAUGAAGAUUAUUACAGUAAAUUGAGUAAAUUGGAAGGCAAUCAAGUGAUAAAAGAAGCAAGAAACCGAGAAGCUUCUCAUCAAAUAUCAUUAGCUGGUGAAAAAUUAAAAAGUACAUCGAAAACUAUGGCUUCAAAUUACGAAGAUACAUUAGCUAAAAAUAAACAAGAAGAAUUAAUGCCUUGGCAAACAACAAAACUAUUAAAAUCUCGAGUUGACCAAAAUCAAUCGAUACCAGAUCCCUCGGAGUCUUCGGUACACGGAAAAGAAGUUCACGUUGCAAAACAACAACAAACUCAAAAAGAAGUACAAGGCAAUAAAGAAAUACAUAGAAAAAUAACUGCCACCGAAACGACUGAAAUGGAACAUAUGCAAAAGAAUCAAGAAAGAAUGAUCCAAGGAAAAGUCGAACCAUCAAAGCCGCCAAUAUUUACGAAAAAAAUGCAACCAUGCCGAGCAUUCGAACAAGAUCAAGCUCGUUUCGAGGUCGAGUUUGACGGUGAACCGAUACCGACAAUAAAGUGGUAUAGAGAAGAUUUUUUGAUUCAAAACUCGCCAGAUUUCCAAAUACACACGUUUAGCACAAAGUCGAUUCUAGUCAUUAGACAAGUUUUCAUGGAAGACUCCGGUGUAUUCGCCGCAAUCGCAGAGAACCGAGGCGGUAAGGCGAAGUGCAGUGCUAAUCUACUUGUCGAAGAACGCAAAUUGGCCGGCAGGAAAGGACCAGGCCCACCAAGUUUUCUCUCCACGAUGCAGGGAUCGGUUGUGAAGGCCGGUCAACUGGCUAGAUUCGACGUGAAGAUCAGUGCCAACAAACCACUAGACGUGUACUGGCUAAAGAACGGAAAGAAAAUCACACAGGACAUUCGUUACAAAACCGUAGACGAAGACAAUCAAUACACGCUCUUGAUCAUCGAAACAGUCACCGAAGACAGCGGCACAUACGAGUGCGUGGCCAUCAACAAUUCCGGGGAAGCGAGGUGUGAAGCUUCAUUAGUGGUACAACCCUUGGAACAAAAGGAUAAGCCUAAAUCGAAGCCCAGUGGUAACGAACAGGCACCGACAAUCACUCAACCGUUGUCCGGGCAGGUGAUCCACGAGGGACAGCCGGUGACGUUCAGUUGCAAGAUAUCUGGCAAACCACCAAUAACCGUUAAGUGGCAAAAGGGCGACAAAGUGAUUAAACCGUCGAAAUAUUUCCGUAUGGCGCAAGAUGGAGAAACCGUUUCACUGCAUAUAUCUGAGGUGUUCCCAGAAGAUGAAGGCACGUAUAAAUGCCUUGUAUCGAACGCCGGUGGCCAGGCGGUGUUGUCGGCUAAUUUGAAAGUCAUUGUUCCUGAAAAUCAAGAUGUAGCACCCACACUGAGCCAGAUGAGCGACGUAGUUGUCAUCGAAGGAAAUUCAGCUCAGUUCCGUACACAAGUAUCGGGUCAACCAUCACCAACCGUACAAUGGUUCAGAGAAGGAAUACUUAUACCCCAAACACCAGACUUUAAGAUGUUGUACGAAGGAAAUUUGGCCGUGCUCUUGAUAACAUCGACUUACGAAGAAGAUUCUGGUAUUUUCACGUGCUGUGCAACAAAUAGCGCUGGACAAGUUGAAACAUCGGCCAAACUUACAGUGAAAAAUUCUGAAGAGGUUGGAGAAGCUCCAACUUUUAUAGAACCUAUUAAACCAAGAAAAGUCAAAGCAAGAAAAUCUAUUGAAUUGAGAUGUGUUGUGAGAGGAAUUCCUACACCCGAAAUUAUUUGGUGCCGUGAGAAUGAAGAAAUCAUUUCGGAUGAUAGCGAUUAUGUUUCUACAUUUGAUUCUAAAACAGGAGAAGCAAUUUUAACCAUAGUUAAGCCUAUGGAUGUAGAUAAAUCUACAUAUCUGGCCAGAGCAAUCAAUAUUCAUGGAAAAUCCGAAUGCAUGGCACAUAUUACAUUUGAAAAAGAAGAAUAUGGAGAGGCACCAAAGUUUUUGGAACGAUUGAAGCCAAAAGUUGUGAAAGCCAAUGAAACAACUGAACUCACAUGCUUAGUGAAAGGCAUACCAAUACCAACUGUUGUUUGGUGUCGCGACGAAGAAGAAAUCAUUCCUGACGAAACACAUUUGUUAAUUUAUAUUCCCGAAACCGGAGAAUCCAAACUGAUAAUAGUACACCCUGAUGACAUCGACGAAUCAACGUACACAGUUAACGCAACAAAUAAAUUUGGAAAAGCAGAGUGUAGAGCGAAUUUAAUAGUUCAAAAAGAUGAACUUGGAGAAGCACCUACCUUUUUGCAACCAGUGAAGCCAAAAAUAGCUAAAGCAAAUGAAAUAACCGAGUUGAAAUGUACUGUCAGAGGUAUGCCGAACCCACUGGUUAUUUGGUGUCGUGGAAAUGAGGAAAUCACUCCCGAUGAAAGCCAUUUGAUUACAUAUCACCCAGAAACCGGUGAAUCGAUCUUGACGAUUUUAAACCCGUCCGAAAUUGAUGAGACUAUUUAUACCGUAAACGCUGUGAAUAAAUUUGGCCAAGCUCAAUGCCGAGCAAAUCUCAUUAUACAAAAAGAUGAAUCGGGUGAAGCACCUAAAUUUGUUAAACCAAUUAAACCUAAGAUUGCUAAAGCAAAUGCGACAACUGAGUUAAAUUGUAUGGUCAAAGGAGUUCCAACACCAACGGUCAUUUGGUUUAGAGGAGAAGAAGAAAUAAUCCCAGAUAAUACUCAUACAAUAACAUUUAUACCGGAAACGGGCGAGUCUAAACUUGUUAUUGCAAACGCAACAGUAGUUGAUCAGAACACAUACACAGUUAAAGCAACAAAUACUUAUGGCAGAGCUCAGUGCCGUGCUAAUAUAAUAAUACAAGAAGAAGUUUUCGGUGAAGCUCCGACAUUUGUUGAGCCCAUUAAACCUGUACUGGCAAAACCAGACCAAACAACGGUUUUACGGUGUUUAGUGGCUGGUACUCCGACUCCAACUGUUGUUUGGUGCCGCGGAAAAGAAGAGAUUGUUCCCGACAACAGUCAUACAAUUCAGUUUACUCCAGAAACUGGAGAAUCCACAUUAACAAUUGUAAAACCGACAACAAUUGACGAAGCGCAUUAUUCAGUCGAAGCAACAAACAAAUUUGGAAGAGCGAGAUGCAGAGCUAAUUUGGUGCUAGAACAAUACGACACUGGCGUUGCUCCAGCGUUCAUUGUUCCGAUUAAACCAAAAGCUGUCAAACCUGCAGAAACUGUAGAAUUACGGUGCGUGGUUAGUGGGACACCUAUACCCACCGUUGUAUGGUGUCGUGGUGAUGAAGAAAUCGUGCCCGACGAGAGUCAUCUCAUAUUGUAUUUGCCAGAAACAGGCGAGUCUAAACUUACAAUCAGAAAGGCCACCGAGUCGGAUGUAAAUGAUUAUACAGUAAAAGCCGUCAAUAAUUUCGGCGUGGCCCAGUGCAAAGCAAAUAUAUUAAUAGAUGAGUUUCCUGAAGAAUUACCGGAAUUGACGGAGGAGGCUCCAUCCAUUGUGAAACCUUUACAACCUGUGCUGGCGGAAAAAGAUUCGAACGUCAUUUUAGAUGUACACUUCAGGGGUACGCCCGAGUUGAAAGUGCGAUGGUUCCAUAACGGUAAGGACAUAACCGACAAGAAAACGUUGGUACGCACCAUCACCAUAGAGGAAACAACGACGACAAUAAUUAUAAAGAAAAUAACUAAGAAAACUACUGGUCGAUAUGAAGUUGUGGUUUCCAACAAACGAGGAGAAGCAAAAACGUCGACCACUGUGAUGAUUAAAGAUGAAGAGGACAUAGAGGAGAUGAAAAAACCGGAGAAGUCAGGAAAAUCACCAUAUUUUGAAACGGACUUGCAUACGGAAACAAUAUGGGAGGAAGAAGAAGAGGAAAUUGUCAAACGACUUGUGGUUAGAGUGAAGGGUAAUCCCAAGCCCUCCAUUCGUUGGUACGAAAACGGGGUAGAAAUAGUGCCAAAUGAAGUGUUCGAGAUAGAAGAGCAAGACGAAGAAGUGUCUGUGUUAACCAUGAAGAAAAGACCAACGGAAAACGCUUGUGAAAUCACGUGCGAGGCGGUUAAUGAAUAUGGGACAGCAAUCACCAAGACUCUAGUCGUCCCAGGUAUCAAAGGCACGAAGGCGUACAGGAAACCAUCGUGGGUAACGCAGAUGGAAGAGUUGCGGGAACAGUUACAAGGUAAAUGCAAUGUGGACAGUUUAGAUGCUUGUUGUGGUGUGUACAGCCCGGAACCGGAGGACGACCCCGCCGGAUACGGUACGUACUUUCCCGAUUACGACGUGAAGAGCACGUUCUACCUGAGCCCCAUACAAGAGCAUAGCGAACCGUCGUCGUCCGAAGGCGGCUCGGACCGCGUUAGGUCGUUGUCCUGUCACGAGGUGUCCUGCUCGGCAGGCCGCAGGGACGACGACCCGGCCGGCCGAAGCCAGACAUACCCUAGGUCGCACGCGGACGAGACGGUCGCGCAGUACAAUCGGCGCAAGUACACUGGCCACCCUCUGGAACCCCGCGAACUCGACCCGGAAAUGUUCUUCCAACUACACACGGCCGACAGCCAAGAGGAACUCCAGGAGUUUUUAUUGCUGGAGAGCCAGUGCAUGUCCACAGACGGUGGUGGGCUGCACGCGGCGUUCAUCGAAAAACCGAAAAAAUGAACAUAAUCGAUGAUUCGCUAAUCGCAUCGAUCGUUCACGUGAAAACCUUUUACCCCAAAUUGUCAUCACACCUAAGCUAAUCAAAGAACCGAAACAGUUUGUACUAAACACGCAUGUGUGUGUGUGUGAUAAUUAAAAAUACUCAAUUACAAAUGCCAUCAAUGAUAACAUUGUGUUAAAAUAAUGUGUGUGUGUGUGUGUGUGUGUUGCAUGCACCACUAAAAAAAAAUCACACGAAUUCAUUUUGUCUGUAAAACUGUAUCGCUUGAUUUACACGAUUGCGGCCCGGUCGAUAUCUAUUCUCAAUAUUUUGAUUUAUCCAAUAGUGCCGGGAGUCGUUUAAAUAAAUAAUCAAAAUAUUGAUUAUCGAACGACGUGCCAUACUCGCACUGUUAUUGUAACACUUAAAAUUUAACAAAAUCAAACAAAAUGAAUCGUGUGCAUUUGUGCAUUGCAGACUUGUGUAAAAUACUUUUUAAAAGUAUUUAGAAUAAAUACUCGAAUACUUACAAAAAAUAAUAUUCCGAAUAUGUAUU
Sipha flava (yellow sugarcane aphid) is the source of this 28191-nucleotide messenger RNA. RefSeq names its product titin. The record is from RefSeq and is a predicted model, not a curated record. The transcript has 108 exons. Lineage: Eukaryota; Metazoa; Arthropoda; Insecta; Hemiptera; Aphididae. The coding region runs from base 323 to 27655 and encodes 9110 amino acids.